AUGCAGAACCACAGCUUCCGAACGCCUUUCCAGCUGCUUCAUCAGUGGCUGCGAGACAACAACAGAGACAUAGGCUACCAGCAAGACCAGCCUGACAUCACGUUUCUCAAGGCAUACGGCUGCAGAGCCUAUCCCUUGACACCCCAGGCCCUUCAGAACAGACAGAAGAAGGACCUAAAGACCGACCCUCACACAGAAAUCGGUUAUCUCGUUGGAUAUGAUUCCACGAACAUUUUCAGGAUCUGGAUUCCGUCCACAUCAGAAGUCCGAAGGGUCCGAGAUGUGACCUUCAAUGAAAGCAUCUUCUAUGACGGAAAUGAUCAGCCACCAGAACCUAUCCCACAGCGCGUGGAAGUACAGCUUCCAGCCCACAUCGAGGACGAGUCGGAUUACGAGGAAAUCCCCACUCAAAUCGAUGAACCUGAACCUGACCCCGUUGAGCAAUCUCCUCAACCUCAGACCAAGGAGACGCCACCACGAUUGUGGUACAACCCGAACCAUCUGAUCAUGAGGACUCGGAUGAUCAGGAUGAGUUUCAUGACAUUCAGCACCCAUAUCCGACACCGGACCCCGGUCCGAGUGACUCAGCCACGGCGCUCAGCCCGCUCACCAAAGCUCUGCCAGGCCAGAAAUUUGCUACUUUCGUCAAACAACUCGGUCUCGUCGAUAUCUCUACGUUGCUAG
Messenger RNA from Hirsutella rhossiliensis, 684 nucleotides. RefSeq names its product Integrase, catalytic core. The coding region runs from base 1 to 684 and encodes 227 amino acids. The record is from RefSeq and is a predicted model, not a curated record. Lineage: Eukaryota; Fungi; Ascomycota; Sordariomycetes; Hypocreales; Ophiocordycipitaceae. The transcript has a single exon.